Molecule: messenger RNA, 3292 nt
Organism: Triplophysa dalaica
Lineage: Eukaryota; Metazoa; Chordata; Actinopteri; Cypriniformes; Nemacheilidae
Gene: spock3
Product: SPARC (osteonectin), cwcv and kazal like domains proteoglycan 3
Exons: 11
Coding region: 140-1294 (384 amino acids)
Molecular function (GO): protein binding; calcium ion binding
Source: RefSeq, a predicted model, not a curated record
AACGCGUGCCCACGUCCGCCUUCGCACGAGCAUACGCUUUGGCGAGAGAGAGAGAGAGAGAGAGAGGUUGGUGAAGAUCAGUUGAGUCUCAGCACGGAGAUCUUCUGUCAAUGACAGCACGUAUAUUCUCCUCUUGAAGAUGCUUGUGCUGAUCGCUGUGUGCGCGCUGCUCAUCGCCGGAGCUUUUGGCCGCAACGAGAACGGCAAUUUUUUGGACGACAAAUGGUUGACCGGGAGAUGGGACAAAUUCAGAGAUGAACCAGGGACUUGGAGCCCAGCAAAGCCAUUUGAUCAAGCUCUGGACCCUGCAAAAGAUCCAUGCCUCAAGAUAAAAUGUGGCCGCCAUAAAGUGUGUGUGGCUGAAGAUUACCAAUCACCCACCUGUGUCAGUCAAAGUAGGAUGAGUUUUAAGGGCAUGAAUUUGAACGUGUCACUACUAAAAUGCAAGCGAUGUCCAGUUGUGCAUCCCUCACCUGUUUGUGGAACGGAUGGGCACGUUUACUCCACUAAGUGUAAACUAGAAUAUCAGGCCUGCAUCUCUGGAAAGCAGAUUUCUGUCAAGUGUCCAGGACAGUGUCCUUGUCCUUCAGGGAUUCCAGUGGAGAAGAGAGUGUGCGGUAAUGCUGAGAUGACUGAGGUGGUCAGCAGAUUAAGAGACUGGAUCACCGUUCUCCAUGAGACUGGCAAUCCCAGCAAGAAACUCAAGUUCCAGAAACCAGAAAAGAAGAUAGACACAAGUAAGGUGCCCCUCUGUAAGGACUCUCUGGGCUGGAUGUUCUCCAGACUGGACACAAACUUUGACCUUCAGCUUGACCAACCGGAGCUGUCCAGCCUGAGCUCAGAGAAGAGCGAUGUGUGCACUAAAGCCUUCCUCAGGUCAUGUGACUCAGACAGAAACAGGCUGUUAUCCAGCCAGGAGUGGUGUGCCUGCUUCCAGAGAUAUCAGGAGGCUCCCUGUCAAUCAGAGAUCACCAGUAUUCACAAACAACUUGCUGGCAAGAAAUUGCUGGGGCCGUAUAUCCCCUCCUGUGAGGAGGAUGGAUUCUAUAAACCCCACCAGUGUCAUGGGAGCAGUGGGCAGUGCUGGUGUGUCGACCGUUACGGAAAUGAGGUUGCGGGGUCUCAUACCCAUGGGCCGGCUGACUGUGUGGAAUCUUCCGGAGAUUUUGGCAGCGGUGACCCUCUGCCAUCAGACGAUGAGGAUGGUGAUGUUUUAAAUGAUGAAGAGGAGAUGGGAGAUGACGAUGAUGAUGAAUACGAACAGGUCGAUGAUGAGGACGGGUACCUGUCGUAAUCCGUUUUUCUUUUUUCUUUAAAAAAAAUUAAAACUAAGGAACCAAAUAAAAACAGACUUUCGUUUGGUCUAAAAAAAGCACGUUUCCAGGUGACCUUUGCAGAAUACUAACAUUACUAAAGGGUUCAUCUACCCCAGUGCUCUAUAACAUUUGUACAAAAUUAAUACCGAUAUUCGAUUCAAAUUUUUCAAGUUUUUAUGUUGAUCCAAAGUGAAUAAGUGUAUUGACAGACCUUGGAAUUCAGUAAUGCGUGGGAUUAAUAAGGGUUUGCACUUUUGAACAUGCACACAAACACAUGACACAUUCGAAAUACAUGCAUAAACAAACACACAUAAUCAAAGUUGCUAUGUGUAAAUUCUGCCGGUUUUUAAAGCCCCACUGAAAUAAAAAUGAAUGUUUUUUUUCCUUUUAUUAAAAAUAAGUUGGAUGUAGAUAAACUAACAUGCUCCCAAACGCUGACAAAAUUCACAUUCAGAAGAUAUAAGCAUUCGAAACUGACAGUAUGGCACGUGCACUCAAAGAUAUCUAGAAAUUUCGUGACAUCACACUACACUUCAGCCUCUCUCUCUAGUUCUUGUCCAAUCAAAUCCGCUUUAGAAUCCGAAUCCGCCCCCUUCACUAGAACUGCCUCACAUCGGGCACUGUGCCGUAGACGAAUCGCUGUUGGGUAUUUUCAAAGGGGGCGGGGCCACUCGAUAUAUCUCACGCUCAACACAGCAAAUAAUGCUGCACGUUCAAAGGCAUUUCAGUGGACAUUUAAAUUCAAACAAUCAUUGCAUGAGGGAUUCAUGAUAUAAUCCAGUUGGUCUCCUGUUUGAACAUUUGUCAAAAUGGUUCAUUUAAAGACAGUUACUUUAAAACCUGUCUGUUUGGUCAGGAUAAUGAAAACUUAUAAAUGCAGAUGAAUUGUGUAAACUUUUACAGUAUUUGUUGUGUAGAGGACAACCUUGAGCUGAUUUUAAUAUCCAUCUUAAAUACAUUUGGAAGAUCGACUGGAAGAUACAAAAAAAAGAAUUAGAUGUGACUUCGAUCAAUUAUGAUAGUCGAAAAAGGGAUGAGCUCCUUUCUAAAAUUAAGAUAUAAAAAAGUCUCUGAGGGCUGUUCAUAUACACAAAUUUUCACAUUAAAAACAGCUAAUAGAUCAGAAUUCUAAUGUCUUUAGAUGCAUUUAUAAACAAUGUUACCUUUAAAGUUCAACACUGUGUUAACAUGGUUAAGUAUUCUAAUAAACUACCAUUUAAUUACAUAUAUUGUAUCAAAAUCUGCAAAGAAAAGAUCACAAAAUGACAACUCAAAGAAACUAUUGUGACAGACAAAGCAUUGAAUUGACAUAAUACACAACUCGCCACACAUUUACAUUGACAGACCAAAACGCAUGAUACACUGAAAGAAACGGGAGUCAAAAACGUAGUGUUUGUUAACAUAUAAGGGUACAUUUAAAUGAACAUACACAACAAACAAUCCCCCAACACACGCACACCACACUAACCUUGUGAUCCGUUUGCCAGUCGUGGGCAUGAGCUGCUUUUGACGUAACAUGGAGGAACACAAGAUGGAGGACGGUCUGAAAAAGUUAGAAUGUAGAACUGCCAUUCAGAGCUUAAAAAUAAGAGGUUUUAACCUCAUGUUCUCUCUGUUGUUUUGGUCUAUAUAGGAGAAGGUCAACAUGAGUAGUUUAUGUUACUGUAGACAAAGAAAUAGUACAGUAGACGCUGCUGUCACCUAUUCUCCUCGUUCCUCUCAGUGCUUUUGCUUUUUUUCUUUUUUUCAUGAUGUGCAUAUGAAGAUACAAAUUUCCUUAUAUGGACAUUGUGGUGUUAUUUUAGGAAGCUUGUUAUUCGGUCUAAUGAGUUAAUGAUGAUAAUCAGUUCCAGAGGUCUGAGAAACCUUUAUCAGUGUUGUCAUCUGUCCAGCUGUUUUCAUGCAGAUAACACAACGUUUGUUUUUUAUGUAUACAUUUAAUUUGCUGAAAUAAAGUUACACAGACCAAAACUGAA